Limanda limanda (common dab) is the source of this 2070-nucleotide messenger RNA. RefSeq names its product beta-carotene oxygenase 1, like (gene bco1l). The transcript has 11 exons. The record is from RefSeq and is a predicted model, not a curated record. Gene Ontology annotation, molecular function: carotenoid dioxygenase activity; beta-carotene 15,15'-dioxygenase activity. NCBI's taxonomy places the organism in Eukaryota, Metazoa, Chordata, Actinopteri, Pleuronectiformes, Pleuronectidae. The coding region runs from base 209 to 1798 and encodes 529 amino acids. Gene Ontology annotation, biological process: retinal metabolic process; carotene catabolic process.
ACUCAGCUGAUCUGAGAACCUCCACACAGGCUUUUAUUUUGAAACUCGAGUGAAGUCCACAGCAGCAACAUUAUAUAAUGGACUGAUCUUCACCUUCACUUCCUGACACCUGGAGAUCCUCACGUCCACAGACGUUUACUUAAAGACAACUUCUGUCCGUCUGUGGUUCAGAGACGAGCAGCCGGAGCCGGGACACUGGGACAGAACCAUGAGCACGAACAUGCUGACCAUAUAUGGAAAGAACGGGUCGGAGACCCCGGAGCCGGUGGCAGCUCAAGUGACAGGCUCGCUGCCGGCGUGGCUUCAGGGGACACUGAUCCGGAACGGACCGGGACUCUUCUCCGUCGGCAGCUCAGAGUACAACCACUGGUUCGACGGCUUGUCGCUGAUCCACAGCUUCACCUUCUGCAACGGUGAAGUCACCUACAGGAGCAAGUUCCUGAAGAGCGAAACCUACAAGAGAAACAUCAAGGCCGACAGAAUCGCCGUCUCCGAGUUCGGAACCAUGAUCUAUCCCGAUCCCUGCAAGAACAUCUUCUCCAGGACCUUCACUCAUCUCUCCAACAUCAUCCCCGACUUCACCGACAACAACUUGAUCAACAUCAUCCGUUAUGGGCGGGACUACUACGCAUCCUCCGAGGUCAACUACAUGAACCAGAUCGACCCGGGGACUCUGGAGACCGUCGGCCGGAUCAACUACAGGAACCACAUCGCUCUGAACCUGGCGACGGCUCAUCCUCACUACGACGAGCAGGGCCACACCUACAACGUGGGCACGGCCCUCAUGGGCCCCGGGCUGCCCAAGUACGUGGUCUUCAAGGUCCCGGCGGACGCUGCAGUUUCAGAGAAGGGGCGGGACAAGCCGGCGCUGAGCAGAGUGCAGAAGGUCGGUUCCAUCCCGCUCCGGUCCACUCUGUCCCCGAGCUACUACCACAGCUUCGGCAUGACGGAGAACUACAUCAUCUUUGUGGAGCAGCCGUUCAAGCUGGACAUCCUCACCCUGGCCACCGCCUACUUCAGAGGCGUCACCUGGGGCAGCUGCCUCCGGUUCGACAAGGACGACAUCACGCUGUUUCACGUCAUCAACAAAAAGACAGGAAAGGUGGUUAAAACCCGUUUCUAUGGCGAUGCCCUGGUGGUCUUCCACCACAUCAACGCCUUCGAGGAGGACGACCACCUGGUGUUCGACCUGAUCACCUACAAGGACAGCAGCCUGUACGACACCUUCUACCUCCAGAACCUGAGGAGCAGCAGCUUGUCCGAGAGCAACAUGAGCUUCUCCCCCCCGACCUGCCAGAGGUUCGUGCUGCCGCUCAGCGCACACAAGGAAUCUCCCAGAGGAACCAACCUGGUGACCCUGGUGGACACCACGGCCCAGGCGCUGGUGCAGGAGGACGGAUCCGUCUUCUGUCGGCCCGACGUGAUCUUCAUAGGUCUGGAGCUGCCGGGAAUCAACUACAACUUCAACGCUAAAAAGUACAGAUACUUCUACGGCUCCAGGGUGGAGUGGUCUCCUCACCCCAACAAGAUCGCCAAGGUGGACAUCGUGACCCGGGAGCACAUCGAGUGGACGCAGGACAACUGCUUCCCCUCGGAGCCGGUGUUCGUGGCGUCUCCAGGAUCCGUGGAGGAAGACGACGGAGUCAUCCUGUCCUCCGUCAUCUCUCCAGAUCCAAACAUCUCUCCGUUCAUGCUCAUCCUCAACGCCAAGAACUUUGAGGAGAUCGCCCGAGCCUCCAUCCCGGCCGACGUCCACAUGGAUCUUCACGGACUCUUCAUCCCCGCCGCCGCCGUUUGACCUGCACGUCGGCCGCCAUAUUAUUUAUUCUCUGAUGUACAUUCUGUAAUAUUUGACUUUGAAUUAACUUUCAGACAUGAGCCUCUUUCACUUUUUAUUUGAUCUCUGCACAGGAUUUAUUUUUGUCUCUUAAAUCACAAACCAAAUGAAAUUGAGAUCCUCAAUUAAUCUAAAAUUCUGUUUCCAUCUUUCUCACCAAAGUUAACGUUGUUUAAUUUUCUGAUAUUUGUUGUACUGCAGAAGUUUUUUUAUAUGAGACAAUAAAGUGAACA